AUGUUGAAACACCUUUCCAUGAAGAAGGAAGAGAAAAGAAUGCUAACAGUUGAUGAUAAUAUCGAAACGAUAUCGCUGAGUAGUAUCGACACUCGAUCGAAAUUAUUCGAUACUAAAAGCGACUGGAUUUUGCUGAAUGUCGGUGGAAGACAUUUCUUGACGACGCGAUCAACCCUGUUGAAAGAAGAAUCCUUUCUUAGUCGUUUAUGUCAGUCAAAUUCCGAUUUGAAAACUGAUUUAGAUGACAAAGGUGGAUACUUAAUUGAUCGUGAUCCAGAUUAUUUCAACGUCGUUCUAAACUAUCUUCGUCAUGGGAAAUUAAUUCUAGAAAACAAUCUUGUCGAGGAAGGCGUCUUGGAAGAAGCAGAAUUUUAUAACAUUCAAACGUUAAUUGAACUCGUCAAAGAACGAAUUCGUGAACGAGAUAAACGAAAAGCUGAUGAUGGAACAACAAACCGUGUGUAUCGUGUAAUGCAAUGCAAAGAGAAGGAAAUUACACAUCUGAUGUCUUCAUUAACUGAUGGUUGGAAGUUUGAACAGCUUAUUGGUCACUCGCCUGUUGGCUCAAGUUAUAUUUAUCCCGAGGGUGAAUUUUUGUGUAUAGUUUCCAAACAGUACGAUCGAAACGUACGAGAAGAGAACAGUAGUUGUUUGUCACCUCGAGUGAAAAUUUUGCAAGAACGUGGUUCAAGAAUAAAAAAAAACCGAUACUCUGUACAAUCACCGAUCUUUUGUCGUCUUUAUCUGUCAAGUAAACGGGUACGAAUGACCGGUCAUUUUUUUGAGGGCGCUGAGAAAUUAUUAGAACUUUGGUUUACGUCAAAUACGACUGAUCCAAAUAAUCCAACGCCACAAAAUGAUUUGCGAAAUAUUCCUCGGGAUCUUAUGGAAGAAGUCCUGGAUUUGGUCAACUGCAAAGUACUUCGAUAUGCUCAAUCAGAUACAACGGACACAUAUGUAUUGAGCGAAUCAAGCAUGUUUGUUUUUCGUACACAUUUGGUAUUAAAAACAUGUGGAGAAACAACGUUACUCCAUGCUGUUCAACCAUUGUUAGGGCUUGCUCGCGAUUAUUGUGGAUUCGAUGUAGUUGAUCAAGUUUAUUAUAGUCGUCGAAAAUUUCUUCGUCCUGAAUUACAAAAAGCACCACACACAAGUUUCGAUCAUGAAGUCGCUUAUCUCGAUUCGUGUUUCGAAGGCGGCAGUGCUUACGUUCUCGGUCGUACAAACGUCGAUUGUUGGUAUUUAUACACGCUUGACAAGUCAUGCGUUGGCACGAAAUCAACUCAGACAUUGGAGGUGAUCAUGACCGACCCCGAUCCGAACGUAAUGAAGAUUUUCUACCAAGAAAAUACAAAUUCAGCGACUGAAGCUACACAAAAAGCUGGCAUUGACAAAAUUUUUCCCAAUGCGAAAAUCUUUGAUUAUCUAUUCGAUCCAUGUGGAUAUUCAAUGAAUGGUCUUUUGCCUGAUGGUUAUUACUUUACUAUUCACAUCACACCGGAACCAGAUUUUUCGUAUGUCAGCUUCGAAACUAAUGUACCGUACCACCAGUACAAUGAAAUCAUUGACAAAGUGGUCAAGAUAUUCAAUCCGGGCAAGUUCACAACAACAAUCUUUGGCGGAAAGCCAAGUCCCGGUAAAUGA
Messenger RNA from Adineta ricciae, 1644 nucleotides. NCBI's taxonomy places the organism in Eukaryota, Metazoa, Rotifera, Eurotatoria, Adinetida, Adinetidae. The record is from the annotation of a GenBank genome assembly.